Triplophysa rosa is the source of this 1351-nucleotide messenger RNA. It is a transcript of the gene cers3b, whose product is annotated as ceramide synthase 3b. Gene Ontology annotation, molecular function: sphingosine N-acyltransferase activity; DNA binding. Gene Ontology annotation, biological process: ceramide biosynthetic process. Lineage: Eukaryota; Metazoa; Chordata; Actinopteri; Cypriniformes; Nemacheilidae. The transcript is spliced from 11 exons. The record is from RefSeq and is a predicted model, not a curated record. Gene Ontology annotation, cellular component: membrane. The coding region runs from base 245 to 1348 and encodes 367 amino acids.
UCGAGACACACACACACACACACUCAAGCGUUUCUAUGAGCUCUUUGUGUGGGGUUGAGGUAUGCAGUGAAAGUGUGUGUGUGUGUCUUUGAGUUUGUUCUACCAGCACCUAGCGGAUUGCUUUAGGUUUACCUGUGAAAAAUUGGAAGAAAACACAUACGAAAAGAGAAGACAGAAGUGCGUAAAAACAAGAACAUCAUAAAUCUGCCUUGUGUUUGGAGUCUGAAAAGGGAAAAGAAGGGCAAUGCUUAGUGAGUGGUUUUGGUGGGAUCGGCUUUGGUUACCGAAGCCUGUAACGUGGGCGGACCUACAGGAUGGUGAGGGGCGUGUCUAUGCCCGUGUAUCCCACUUGUACAUUAUUAUACCUGUAGCAGUACUGCUGCUUGGCUUAAGAGCAUUAUAUGAAAGGUUAAUCGCUGUGCCACUCGCUCAUGCCCUUGGGGUUAAAGACAAAGUUCGCUUGAGAGCAUCACACAACCCAGUGCUGGAAAAAUACUACAACACACACUCUAAGCAUCCAACACAGGAAGAUAUAAAAGGUGUGUGUAAAAAGCUAGGCUGGUCAGAAAGGCAGGUGGAACGCUGGUUCCGCAGAAGAAGGAACCAAGACAGACCCAGAGUCCAGAAGAAAUUUAAAGAAGCCAGUUGGCGGUUUGCAUUUUAUCUGUUGUCAUCGAUUGGAGGCGUACUGGCUCUUCACGAUAAACCUUGGUUUUACGACCUACGAGAAGUGUGGGCAGGAUAUCCAAAACAAUCGCUGCUGGAUUCUCAGUACUGGUAUUACAUCAUUGAGAUGAGUUUUUAUGGAUCUUUACUAUUCAGUGUGGCUGCAGACAUAAAACGUAAGGACUUUAAGGAGCAGUUGGUCCAUCACUGGGCGACUUUAACUCUACUGUGCUUCUCCUGGUGUGCCAACUACAUCCGCAUUGGCACGCUGGUCAUGCUCGUGCACGACACAUCUGAUGUCUUACUUGAGUGUGCCAAGAUGUUCAACUACGCCGGAUGGGAGAUUACCUGCAACAGUGUCUUUGUGGUUUUUGCUCUGGUCUUUAUGGUAACCAGACUCAUCAUCUUUCCAUUCUGGCUGAUUCACUGUACGUGGGUGUCUCCUCUGGACCAGUUUGAACCCUUUUUCGGAUAUUAUUUUUUUAACGUAAUGCUGGUGGUGCUGCUGUUAUUGCACGUGUUUUGGGCCUCUCUGAUUCUUCGCAUGGUCAAAAAGUUCCUCUUCGGAAAUCUAAAGGGUGAUGAGAGAAGUGAUGAGGAAGAGGAUGAGGAGGGCUCUGAGGAACAACACACACACACGCAUUCUAAUGGAUCUGUGACAAGAUUAUCCAAUGGUCAUUGACAC